Prunus armeniaca (apricot) is the source of this 267-nucleotide messenger RNA. Lineage: Eukaryota; Viridiplantae; Streptophyta; Magnoliopsida; Rosales; Rosaceae. The record is from the annotation of a GenBank genome assembly.
AUGGGACCACAAGGAUGGGCAACAUAUAGGCAGGGCUGGACAGGCACUCAGACUGCCUUGUGCACAGCCCCGCCACUAUGGUAUCAAGGUAGAUUAUGUGUUCGUUUAUUUCGCGCUCUUCAAUCCCAUGCUCAAGCCACGUCAUUUUGCAUACCUAGUCUUAGACAAAGUGAGGGAAAGAGUGCCGGCAAGAUGAGAGAGAAGAGAGAAAGGAAGGAGGAGAGGGGAAAACGAAAGGAAAAUAAAGGAGGUGCCACGUUUAAAUGA